UUGGAAGUCCCAAACCCACGUCGUCCCCACUCUUUCCUUUUUCUCUUGCCUAAUUAUACUCUUAUUAUACGUAGUAAUAAAAACCCCCAAAACCUCCCCGUCUUCUUCCCGGUUACUGUCGAAACCAUAGAAAUUCAAACUCUGAGAAUUAACACUGAAGAACCCUAACCAAUUUCGAAGAUCUGGAUUCUUUAUCCUCUUCAUGGCCUAUGCUUCGACGAUUCAGAUUCGCGACGUGUGGGCGGAAAAUCUUGAAUCAGAGUUCGAGUUAAUCCGAUCUUUGAUCGACAAUUUCACCUUUAUUUCUAUGGAUACGGAGUUUCCCGGCAUAGUUUUUAAGCCCGAAAAUGGUUCUUCGCAUAAGAACUUGCCUCCCAAGGCUAAUUACAGUCUGUUGAAGCAGAAUGUGGAUGCUUUGAAGAUCAUUCAAGUCGGGUUAACUUUGUCGGAUUCGGAGGGGAAUAUGCCGGAUCUUGGAAACCCUAAGUACAGGUAUAUCUGGCAGUUCAAUUUUUGUGACUUUAAUGUUGCAAAAGACCAACAGGCCGCGGAUUCCAUCGAGUUAUUAAGGAACAGCGGUAUUGAUUUCGAUAAGAAUCUGAAAUUAGGAGUUAAGUCGGUGAAAUUCGCUGAGUUGAUGAUGUCGUCCGGUUUGGUGUGUAGUGAUAUCGAGGUGACUUGGGUGACAUUUCACUGUACUUACGAUUUCGCUUACUUGUUGAAAGUGUUGACUCAGUUGCCGUUGCCGAGUGAGCUGAGCAAGUUUAAGGACAUGGUGGAGAUUUUCUUUGGAGAGAGAGUAUUUGAUGUUAAGUUCAUGAUCAUGUUCUUAGAUGGGUUGUAUGGAGGGUUGAACACUGUGGCCAAAUCUUUACUGCUGGAACGGAUAGUUGGGCAGUCGCAUACAGCCGGUUCUGAUAGUUUGCUAACGUGGAUGGUGUUUCAGAGGCUUCGCGAUCUUUACUUCAACACGCCAGACAGGAUCGCCAAGUACGCUGGAAAGUUGUAUGGGUUAGAGUCUUCUUAGCAAAUUCUCUUUCCUCCUUAUUCUCUGUAAAUUACUACCUUUGGAUAUGUGGUCGUCGAUGAUAGUUUCAAGAAAUAUAGUAUAGUCUAGUUUUUAUUUUA
This is a messenger RNA of Spinacia oleracea (spinach), 1128 nucleotides long. Its product is annotated as probable CCR4-associated factor 1 homolog 9. The transcript has a single exon. NCBI's taxonomy places the organism in Eukaryota, Viridiplantae, Streptophyta, Magnoliopsida, Caryophyllales, Amaranthaceae. The record is from RefSeq and is a predicted model, not a curated record. Gene Ontology annotation, molecular function: nucleic acid binding; poly(A)-specific ribonuclease activity. Gene Ontology annotation, cellular component: CCR4-NOT complex. Bases 203 to 1027 code for a protein of 274 amino acids.